CGCUGCCCGCGAGGUAGAACGAGAGAGGUUAGGUUCCUCGUAGCCUCCCUCUCGCUCGAUCGCGCGGAGCCUCACGCUCCGCGGGCGAGACGCUCGAUCUAGUUGCGUGCGUCGUUGUCCCGCGUCCAUGUUACACAGUCGCGUAUCCGUCUCGGAGCUUAUCAUCCCCGCGUGAUGACAGUCGGCUGAGCGCAAACGUCAUUUUGUGGUCGCGGCGGAAAGAGAAGAGGAGAGAAAACGAGAGAGAGAAGGAGAAAGAAAAACGGGAAGCAGCGCAAGUGAAAUCGGACGACAGUGGACGGGUGGUGCAGGGCGGUCUAGGUUCCACGACGACGACGACGAGGACUGCUCAUCGUCCCUCAGCGUUCGUGCGACAGAGAGGAGAGGAAAAGAAAGCGCGAGAGAGCGGCGGCACGGCCAACCGACUGGCACGUUGUCAUCGGUGGACAAUCAUCGUCCUUGUCGCCGUUACCUUCCCUCUCGUCUAGCCGUCUAGCCAUCAUCAUCAUCGUCGUCGUCGCGUUUCGUCACGCGUCCAGGUCGGGCGGACGCGCGGAGGCGACCGAGCGGAACGGGCGAUCGUGAUUUCGCCGAACGGAACGACCCAGCUACGUCUACGAGAGGCCAGCCACGAUGAGCUUCCUGUUCGGAAGCAGGUCUUCCAAGACCUUCAAACCAAAGAAGAACAUCCCGGAGGGUACUCAUCAGUAUGACCUGAUGAAGCACGCCGCCGCCACGUUGGGUUCCGGGAAUCUACGGCUAGCCGUCAUGCUUCCUGAAGGAGAGGACCUGAACGAGUGGGUGGCCGUCAACACUGUCGAUUUCUUCAAUCAAAUCAACAUGUUGUACGGCACCAUCACGGAGUUCUGCACGGAGGAGAGCUGUCCCAUCAUGUCGGCGGGACCCAAGUACGAGUACCACUGGGCGGACGGUCACACGGUGAAGAAGCCCAUCAAGUGCUCGGCGCCCAAGUACAUAGACUACCUGAUGACCUGGGUGCAGGAUCAGCUGGACGACGAGGCUCUCUUUCCGUCGAAGAUCGGUGUCCCCUUCCCCAAGAAUUUCCUGUCGAUCGCCAAGACCAUCCUGAAGCGAUUGUUCCGAGUUUACGCGCACAUCUACCAUCAGCACUUCAGCGAGGUGGUGCAGCUCGGGGAGGAGGCGCAUCUCAACACGUCGUUCAAGCACUUCAUCUUCUUCGUUCAGGAGUUCAAUCUAAUCGACAGAAGAGAACUGGCGCCGCUGCAGGAGCUGAUAGAGAAACUGACGGCGAAGGACGCGCGAUGAGUGCGUCCCGCGGUCGCCCGCCGAGCCACUCGUUGUCCCUCCCUCCCUCGCCCCCGGAACCUCCUCUCCAAAGAAUCUCACCGUCGCGCUGUCUCCGCUAAACCCGCGCACGUGUAAUCGCGCUAUUUAAACCGAUUCGCUAAUAAUCGCUGUGCAAACGCGAAAACCACGAUAUCUGCCUCCGUCUCUCGAAGCGUGGAGCCUCCCGAAGCCAUUUUCCAGAGUAAGCCACGCGAAAGAAUGCAGAUACACAGAUUGCGUCCGCCGCAUCUUGUUCUCCUGACAGCGCAUCGAUGCACACACACACACACGUACACAGUCACACAGUCGGAGGAUAACGAUGGUAGUUCCGAGACGGUUCAGCUUCGCGAGCGUUUCUCCGUUGUCGAUCGUAACUUAUUGCACCCUCGCGCCUCGUCGACACGAGAGAAAAGGAACGUCCGAUCAUUAUCGUCCGCGUCUCGUCUCGUCUCUCGCGCGAGAAAAAAAAACUCCGCUCGCGAGAGUCCCGCGAUUCUGUUUGUUACUCUAUUGUUUCGUCGUCGUGCGCGGAUGUAAAAAUACGUGGUUUCGUUACGUAGAGAUUACCGAUCGUUUCGAUAACGGCCGUGCGCGAGAACGCGCAACGGCACGUCGAUUAGAUUAUCGUGCGCUAAUUUUUACUAAGUUUAGGGAUAAGCGUUAGUCUCGGAAAAGGCUCCUUCCUCUCGUUUUCUCGUUCCGGCGCGCGUAACUCCCCGGGUAACUCCCGUCCACGACCUUCUUGUCGAGGAACUGCACACGUUUUAUCGGUGAUGAAAACACGCAUCUGCAAAGCCGUUGAAAAGGAGGAAAGAAAGAAAGAAGGAAGGAAAGACGCCGUGUCGCGUCGAUUACGAUUUAAGGCAUCGUCUCUUGUUAAGCGCUUAUAGACUUAUUUAUAUACACUAGGAUUUUUGUACGCGUUUUGUCCCCCGUAGAGAGCGAUAACUCCCGCUUCAGCCGCUUCUCUCUCGGAUGCUCCGGCAGCGAGAGCACAGUCUGCGUCGUCUCACUGCGGAUUCCCGCCCGUGGUCCCGUUUUCCGUCUUCGCCGGAGGCCAGCCAGUCUGCCAGCGGAGACUGGCAGCAUCACGGCGUCCGUCUCGCAAAGUGCGCACUUCUUCCUCUUCGCGUUUUAAUAACUGUCUUGACCAAUUUCUAACUGAUUUCCAGCUGAAUUCGAUAGUCAGAGGAUCUCUGUCCAGUUUACUCGUCCGCGACUCGAGAUACUUUUUUCGGAUACUUUCUGCAAAGGAACUGCACAGCUCUCGGUCUAAUUGCGUGAAUUUCGCGACUGCGAAGUAUUUGACGAUCGGCCAACAUUGCCAGUGACUGCUGCAGUUACAGUCACUCGCGGCGAACUGAUUCGCCGGUUAGUCUUGAUCUGUUGCGUAGAUCGAGCAUGACCGUUUCUCUCCUUUCGACGCGAACAAAUGAAACAGCGCGGAUAAAUAAUGUGCGAUAACGAUAAAUCUUUAGGGUGAUUCUCCAAAGUGCUGAAAGUGAUUUGAAAGGGAAACAUAUUUUUUUCACCGCAGUAGACGUUAAGAAUUCGGAGCGCGCAAGAUAUAUAUAUAAUAUAUAUAAUAUAUUUACACGCCACGUCGACAUAUUUUAUUAUAAAAUACGAAAAUCGCGGCAGAACGGCGGCAGAGCGACGUGAGCUGAUGAUAACGUCGCGAUAUCGUCGCCGGGAAACGGAGGCGACGCAUGCACGCGCCUAGACGUAGCCGGACGUAGACGCACAUCGUAAUGGUAUAAUAACGAUAACGAUAAUAAUGUAACGCUGUACUCGGUACUUAAGAGGUAACAAGACGCAAAACGAAGUAAGAAAAGGAAACGAACGCCGAGCGAGCGAGCGGGCGGGCGAAGCUCUCGCGCUUGCGGUCGCGCAACGGGCGACGACGGUCGCCUGCUAAAAAGGAGAAAGGAAAGAAUGAAUGGCAAAGAUUAAUUCGCAUCGACUGUCGAGAAAUGACCAUUUUUGCUUCCGUACUUUGCACGCGCGAGUACUAGCGACCGUUUUGCCACUUGCUACUCGCUCGUGAGAUCUUGGACGUCUACCUUGAUAGCGACUUGAUCCCCCUGAUCGGAGCUCUUUUCGUCCCCUGCCCUUUCCCUCCUCGCUUUUGGUGAUUUUCCGCGGCGCGUUGUGCCUAAUGAUGACGAGAAACACUCGUGCGAAAACUGGACGGUCACACCUCCCCGCAACUCCCUCGCUCGUCCCGAAAUUAAUGCUGAUAUCGCAGAUAGAUAUCGCGUUAGAUCAUCGAUGGAAGAUCGAAGAUCAUCGUUAGGCAUCAGGGGAGCCGGAUCAGCGAGGAUACAUUGCGUUCACAAUUUUUCUAGCUACUAUUAGCUCAACUUCCGCAGUUUCAGUGUAAUAUUUAUAGUUAAUGCUGCAAUUAUUUCUACCUUUUUUUGGUGGAAGGAAAGAAAGUCCUCCUCUCGGUUCUUCAUCUUGCUUUCCGGCUAGACACGUUCUUGGGAGAGCUGCACGCAAUGUCCUCAGGAUGAUUCCUCGCCUCUGGCUCUUCUGGUGCUGACAAAGUCAUGCUAUCAUCGUUCAUCAUGAUUCUAUCGAGAUUGAGCAAGCGGACAAUUAGCGCGAGAUUUUGAAAAAUAAAGUAAACGAUCCCGCAAUCCGGUAGCUCGUGAAGGGUGAAGGGGAUCACCCUUUUACCUUGGGAAUCUUUUCGAUGCGAGUAAAAGGGGUCGAGCGUGCUGAGAUAAGGUUGUACUUCUUCGUUCGAAACGGCCUUUCGCGGAGAGUUCUCAUCGAUCAACUGUCCGCUCGUCUGAUAGUAACGUUAGUGAUACAUGUGCAAUGUAAAUAAUAUUUUUCACAAUUGCAAAACAAAAAGAAGAAAAGAACGGGACACAACCGCGUCUUGAUCGCGGCGCAUAGGCCGCGCCGAAAAUGUUUAUAGUCCUGAAUAUAAUCUUGUAAUCUUUCUGUAAUAAAUAUCGUUCCGAUUACAU
This is a messenger RNA of Ooceraea biroi (clonal raider ant), 4289 nucleotides long. It is a transcript of the gene mats, whose product is annotated as MOB kinase activator-like 1. The record is from RefSeq and is a predicted model, not a curated record. Lineage: Eukaryota; Metazoa; Arthropoda; Insecta; Hymenoptera; Formicidae.